CUUUUCUUCUACAACAUUCUCGUGGGAAAGAGUUACAUUCUUUUAAAUGAAAAUAGACCACUAAUAUUUUUGAAGAAAGCCUAUAUAACAUGGAAUCUUGAAUGCAUGUCACGUUACUCUCUUCUCCUUCUCUAUAUAAGAAAGGUUCUUUCCCUUCUCUCCCAAUACACACACACACACACACACACACACACACACACACACACUCAUACACAUAUAGAAACCCAUACAAACACAUAAAAAAAAUAUUUACACCCAUUUGAUCAUAUAUUAAUACAUAAUUUUUUUGGCGAAGAAAGGAAUGGGUGCAUUUGAUUAUAUCUCUAGCUUCUGUUCUUAUACAUACUCUAAUGCCAAAACCAAGCGUAAGCCAUUGCAGACAGUGGAUAUCAAGGUGAAAAUGGAUUGUGAUGGUUGUGAAAGAAGAGUUAGAAACGUGGUUCGUCGCAUGAAAGGCGUAAAAUCGGUAGAGGUGAACCGGAAACAGAGCCGGAUAACGGUGAACGGUCACGUGGACCCAAACAAGGUGUUGAAGAGAGUGAAGAGCACAGGGAAGAAGGCAGAGUUUUGGCCAUACAUACCUCAGCAUAUGGUCUACUACCCAUUUGACACUGGCAUGUGAAAACGUGCCCCCGCAGGCCACAUCCGCAACCCCACACAAGCGUUUCCAGCUGCAAACACACCUGGUGAGAACUACGUUUCACUCUUCAGUGACGACAACGUCCAGGCCGCUUGUUCCAUCAUGUGAAAUUGUGCGAACAAGAUACAUAUUAUGAUGCCCUUUUUCAAAAAAAAAAAAAAAGAUACAUAUUAUGUCUUUUUUUUGUGUGUGUGUUGUUAUACACAUCUACUUUUGGCACUAUUCAGUAUUCUCAUAUAGUAAAGGUAAUGCAGAGACUAUGUAAUACUAUAGAGACAAUUUUUGAAA
This is a messenger RNA of Brassica napus (rape), 928 nucleotides long. RefSeq names its product heavy metal-associated isoprenylated plant protein 21. Lineage: Eukaryota; Viridiplantae; Streptophyta; Magnoliopsida; Brassicales; Brassicaceae. The record is from RefSeq and is a predicted model, not a curated record. Gene Ontology annotation, molecular function: metal ion binding.